This is a messenger RNA of Rosa chinensis, 1671 nucleotides long. RefSeq lists its product as uncharacterized. Lineage: Eukaryota; Viridiplantae; Streptophyta; Magnoliopsida; Rosales; Rosaceae. The record is from RefSeq and is a predicted model, not a curated record. The coding region runs from base 1 to 1671 and encodes 556 amino acids. The transcript is spliced from 2 exons.
AUGGUUGAUCCUCUGGUUGCUAGGUGCAUUUACUCUAGCAAAGGUUAUAUGAUUCCUUUGAAUCAAUGUAUGAGCUAUUCUGACUUGUAUGAAGACAUUUUUUGUACAUUCCAGUUUUUGCCAAGUGAUGUUAUUGAGCUUCAGUAUUCAGUUCCUGGUUGUGAAGUUUGUUUCCUUCGUAACGAUCGUGAUUUCCAAAUGCUGUUCCGCGCUGCUAGAAUACAUAAGUUAGAUUGUGUUGAGAUUUCUGUUUUAAAGAUUAGUGUAAGCUGCAGUAGAACUUGUUCAGUGGAUAGUUGUUCGACUGUUAUUGAUGAAGACGAUUAUUUGGGGGAGGCCUUUAGGAUUGAAGUUCACAAGACGUAUUUGUCUGAUGGGUGGAGUUCUUAUAUUCACCAUGUUGGGGAGAAGUUUCAUGGUGCAGCUGAGCUCCGUGAGAUGCUCAGGAAGUAUGCAAUUGCAGUUGGGUUCGAGUUUGUAUUUUUGAGAAAUGAUUUGGACCGUAUUCAUGCAGUUUGUACAAAUGUUGGAACCGAAAGUUGUGAUUGGCAUCUUCACGCUCUUUCAUCAUCUGCCAAUGGUUUCCUUUAUAUAACAGAGUUGAAUAAUAUUCACACUUGCAAGGGUGUAGUUAGGACUCAAAAGCACAAGUUUUUGGGAUCCAGGGUUGUCAAGACUUGCAUUGUUGCCGAUGUUAGCUAUAAUCUUUCAUUGAAGCCAACGGAGAUUAUGAGUAAGUUCAAGUCAACAUAUGGGUUUGAUAUUUCCUACAAGGUUGCCUUGAAAGCAAAGCAUAGGGCUAAGGAAGUGAUUUAUGGUUCCGAUGCAGAUUCAUUCAGCAAGUUAUCUUGGUACAAGGAAGCUGUUUUGCAGAGUAAGCCCGGCUCUUCUUUUGUGUUGGAAGUUAACCCAUCUACUAAUCAUUUUCAAAGUCUUUUCAUAGCUUACGGAGGUUGUGUUGAAGGCUUCCAAUUCUGUUUGCCUGUGUUGUAUGUUGAUGGACUGUUUGGUAAAAGCAUUUACAAGGGUUUCUACCCUCGAGCCAUAUGUUUUUGUGAUUAUAAGACAGAUGCAAAUUGGACAUUCUUUUUCAAGCAUUUGAAGAGUUUGCUUGAACCUCAAGGAAGAGUCCUCACAUUUAUUAGUGAUCGGGGUACUGGACUGUUGAGUGCUUUCGAUAAGUUAUUUGCUAGUCAUCCUCAUCUGUUUUGUUACAAGCAUUUGGUGGCGAACCUUGCCAGUAAAUAUAGGGGUAAAGGUAAUUCUGUCUUGAUAGAAGAUGUUAAGCAGAAGUUUUUUAAGGUUGCAUAUUCCUCUACUGAGAUGGAAUUCUGUUUCAAUUUGCGGUUGCUUAGAGCAAUUGGUGGUGCCAAUAUUAUUGACCAUUUUCUUGCUGAAAUCCCUGUGGAAAAUUGGUGCCAUGCAUUUUAUACUAGCUGCCGAUAUGGAAUUAUGGCUAAUAGGAUUGCGGAAUCAUUUAACUCUUGGAUUGCAAUUGAGUGUUUGAUGCCAGUAUAUUGUAUGUUGGAUGAGACCAGAAUAAAACAAAUGGAGCUGAUGGGUGAAAGGAAGGAUGAGGCACAACAUUGGACCACAGAACUAACUCCCAAAAUGGAGGAAAGGUUGAAGGUGCAGAUGGAGAAAUCUCGUCAUUUCAGUGUCCAUUUGUAA